Molecule: messenger RNA, 703 nt
Organism: Panicum virgatum (switchgrass)
Lineage: Eukaryota; Viridiplantae; Streptophyta; Magnoliopsida; Poales; Poaceae
Exons: 1
Coding region: 42-467 (141 amino acids)
Cellular component (GO): plasma membrane
Source: RefSeq, a predicted model, not a curated record
CCGGACCGGAUCGAAAUCCACCUUGGCAUCGACGGGAUCGGAUGAGAUUGUCCUCCGUGCGCAACCCCAACCGCGCCCCGCUCGCGGACUACGACAGCUCCCUUCGCGUCGCCUGCGCCGGCGGCGAGGUCGGCUCCAUGUACAUCCCCGCGGGCCAGAUCGACGGCGGCCGCACGCAGUACAUGGCCACCAGCUUCAACGUCCCCGCCUUCGCCGUCGCGGGCCCCGCCGCCGCGCAGCCGGCCACCAUCUCCGUUCCCGCGUCCGGGCCGUCGCCGCACGUCACGGCCGCGCUGGUGGAGCAGCAGCAGCAGCAGCAGCAGCUUGUGAUGGAGGUGGACUCGCUGCUGGUGGUCAAGGGCAAGGUCACCGUGCUCAAGGUCUUCACCCACUACAUCGAGGCCGCCAAGGUCUGCCGCAUCGGCGUCUCGCGGGCCGACGGCCGCGUGCUCGGCUUCAGGUGCUGACACUACUGCUCGGCGGCCGGCCAAGAUCUGACAAUCUCAUCAGCCUGGUUCGUUGGUAGUACUCUCAGUCUCAGUAUCAAAUUAGCUUCUUUGGAUUCGGUUCAGUCGGUGAAAUUGUAAGAUAUGCUCGGCCGAUUUGUAAAUUCAUGUCUCACGGGAUGAGGACAGCCAGAAGGUCAAAACCGUCCAUUUAUGUGCCUGGAGAGGAAAAAAGUUAAAGAAAAUAAAAAAUUCAA